AUGGCUUUUCACGUCGAAGCUGAAGCUGAAAUAAACACGAUUGUGAGAGGCGCAAACGAGUACGGGACUCAUUCGAAGUGUGUCGCCUUGAAGAGGAUCACGUCUACGAACGGUGUUAGAGACUACAUCGACGUGCAAUACUCUACUAGCGGGUGUUCAUCGUAUGUCGGAAGAAUCGGUGGCAAUCAGAGGUUAAAGCUCACAUCCAGCUGCAUCCAGGAAUACGGCAGCAUCAUACACGAAUUCCUGCACGCCGUGGGCUUCUACCAUCAGCAAAGCACUUUCGACCGAGACGACUGGGUGACGAUCAUGUGGGAGAACAUUGAAGAAGGACAUGAGCACAACUUCAACAAGUACGACGACAGCAGCGGUCCACACAGGUGUUGGUUCCCGUACGACUAA
This is a messenger RNA of Priapulus caudatus, 402 nucleotides long. Its product is annotated as zinc metalloproteinase nas-4-like. Gene Ontology annotation, molecular function: zinc ion binding; metalloendopeptidase activity. Bases 1 to 402 code for a protein of 133 amino acids. Gene Ontology annotation, biological process: proteolysis. The record is from RefSeq and is a predicted model, not a curated record. Lineage: Eukaryota; Metazoa; Priapulida; Priapulimorpha; Priapulimorphida; Priapulidae. The transcript has 4 exons.